Paraglomus brasilianum is the source of this 1008-nucleotide messenger RNA. Lineage: Eukaryota; Fungi; Glomeromycota; Glomeromycetes; Paraglomerales; Paraglomeraceae. The record is from the annotation of a GenBank genome assembly.
AUGUCCUACCGUCGCCGCGAUCGCGCACGGUCUGCCUCCCCGCAUCGUAAAGAUCAUCGCGACGAAGACUCUUCCCACAAAGAUAAAAAGCACAAAAGAUCACAUCGUCGUCGGUCCAAAGACUCCGAUCUCGUUGAACAGGCGAAAAAGUUCCUCCAACCCAUAACCGAAGAUGAUUAUUAUACCAAAUCAACCGAAUUUCGAAUAUGGUUGCGUGAGUAUAAAGACAAAUAUUUCGACGAAUUGAAUGCGGAGCAGACGAGGCGAUAUUUCAAAAAGUUUGUGAAUGCUUGGAACCAGUUUAAACUCGAAAAACACGCGAAUAACCCUUAUGUAGAGAAAUACUACGAUGGUAUUCGAUCGUCACAAGUAGAUAAAUCAGACAAGACUCGAUACAAGUGGAAUAUCAAAGCAAACACUGAUGAACUUGAAGCAAUUAAGAAUACAGUUGAUCGACAGACUAACAAACAAUUUGCGGCUGAGGCUAAGAUGGUCAUGAGCAAAGAAAAGAAAGAGGAAGGAAAACGAAUUAUUGGCCCUACUCUGCCUCCUCCAUCUCGAGAAGUGGAUGAAGACAUGGAUGAUGAGGAUCGACGGCGCUAUGAGCGUUCUCUGCGGAAGAAAGAAACGAAAGACUAUGCAAAGACGCAAGAAGCAGUUCUCGACGAACUGCUUCCAAAAGCAACAGGCAGGGAAGCAAUGAUUGAGAAAAAGAAAGCUCGUAAUGCACAUUAUCGACGUGAAGCAAGUCCAGACCUUGAACUUGACGAUAAUGCAUUACUAGGUGGAGAUGACUUUCAAUCGAGAUUAGCAGCGCGAGACCGUGCAAAGGCAGCCAGAGAAAAUAGGAAGCAGCAGUACAUGACCGAAAAGACUGCUAACGUUCGAGAGAAAAUAGUAGCGUACAAAUCCAAGGAACAGGAGACUAUGGAGAUGUUUAGAAAAAUAGCGGAAGAACAAAAGAAGGCUGGUGGCGGGUUGUGGGGAGAGAGUCGCGGGAAUGGAUAA